Messenger RNA from Schizophyllum commune H4-8, 286 nucleotides. RefSeq lists its product as uncharacterized. The coding region runs from base 70 to 225 and encodes 51 amino acids. The record is from RefSeq and is a predicted model, not a curated record. Lineage: Eukaryota; Fungi; Basidiomycota; Agaricomycetes; Agaricales; Schizophyllaceae. The transcript has a single exon.
AUUCAACGUAUGCAUUCGAUCACUUCCAUAACAAUCUAAACAAGACCUCGAACAAAACGGACGUGGACAAUGACGUUCGCAGCACCGAUGAAUACGAUCGCAGCACCAAUAUAUACGAUCGCAACACCGAUAUACACAAGUGCAGCACCGAUAUAUACAAGUUCAACACAGACACGAACUAUCGCAGCACGAGUACAUCCUCAGGAUGCAAUAGAGAAUAAGUAGCAAUAAAUAGGUAGCGAGCGAGUGGCGAAUCUGCUGACAGAGUCGUUACUGGGCUUCUCUU